CGUCGUCAAACGCUUAAUAUACAUUGUCUUACGUGUAACGAAUCUAUCGCGUUGAUGAGACAAACGAAAUUAUCUUAACUGAAAAUAUCGACGGAAGAAUAAUUUUUCGGAAAAACAUCGAGAGAAGUCGUUCGCUUCGUAUAAAGAACCGACGUUAUUGUGUAUACCGGUCAAUUUUAAUAAACGCUGUUUUACGGAAGUUCGUGAUAUUUCCGAAUCAGGGGUAGCGUUGUAGUAGCUAUCUGCACCGAUCGGACCGGCAGGAACGGAACUUCACAGUGAUUUUAUACGGAGAACAUCAGCGGGGGAAUAAAAUUUGAGAAUGGGAAGUAUAGAAUGGAGCAAUUGGCUGCAACGGUGCCGACAAUCUCGCCGGCUCGUUCUCGUCAUCGUUGCCAUCGCAUUGCUGCUGGAUAAUAUGUUGCUAACGACUGUAGUUCCAAUAAUACCGGAAUUUCUUUAUGACAUAAAACAUCCUAAUGCGACAUUAAGCGAACACUUGGAAGAAAGCAACACGUUUCGACGAACAACAACCACCAUCUCCAUCACCGCUACGACUGUGCCGUCAAAAACAACAACAUCAAAAUGUAUAUGUCCCCCAAACAUAUCGGAUUCUCAACAAAUAGAGUUUAUACAGGAAACAACCCUUUCUACAGAACCACCGGAAGUUACCACUGUAGCCAAUCUUACAUUGUCGGAAACGAAGGAAAAAGAACAGAGACAUCGGGAAUUACUAGAAGAGACUGUGGCAGUGGGAAUGAUGUUCGCUUCCAAGGCUUUUGUCCAAUUGUUAGCUAACCCUAUAGUCGGGCCCUUGACCCACAAGAUUGGUUAUAGUAUACCUAUGUUCACCGGAUUUAUUAUUAUGUUUCUGUCUACCCUAAUUUUCGCUUUCGGAAGAAGUUACGGCAUACUUUUUCUUGCGCGUGCUCUUCAAGGUAUCGGUUCAUCGUGUUCCAGUGUUUCCGGUAUGGGUAUGUUAGCGGAAAGAUAUCAGGACGACAAAGAGCGCGGUAACGCGAUGGGUAUAGCGCUGGGCGGUUUGGCUCUUGGUGUCCUCAUAGGCCCCCCGUUUGGCGGAGUAAUGUACGAAUUUGUAGGAAAAUCCGCUCCGUUUUUAGUUCUUUCCGCGUUAGCUCUUGGCGAUGGAUUAUUGCAGCUUUUGAUGCUUCAACCUUCGGUCGUGUACACGGAAGCAGAACCGCCAUCGCUUAAGUCUCUCAUUACUGAUCCCUAUAUUGUUUUAGCAGCCGGUGCAAUAACGUUCGCAAAUAUGGGUAUUGCUAUGUUAGAACCGAGUUUGCCGAUAUGGAUGAUGGACACAAUGGGCGCGAGUCGCUGGAAACAAGGUGCCACCUUUUUACCUGCGAGCAUCAGUUACUUGAUCGGAACAAAUCUUUUCGGACCACUUGGCCACAAAAUGGGCAGAUGGUUGGCUUCGCUAAUAGGUCUUGUCGUUAUUGGUAUUUGUCUGAUGUGUAUUCCACUGGCAAGGAGUAUUGAUCAUUUAAUCGUACCAAACGCGGGUUUGGGAUUCGCAAUCGGCAUGGUGGAUAGUUCAAUGAUGCCCGAGUUAGGAUAUUUGGUGGAUAUAAGACAUAGCGCUGUUUACGGAAGCGUUUACGCAAUCGGUGACGUGGCAUUUUGUUUGGGUUUUGCUAUAGGUCCGGCUUUGAGCGGAACUUUGGUCAAUACUAUCGGUUUCGAAUGGAUGCUUUUUGGCAUAGCCAUAUUGAAUUUUAUUUACGCACCUCUCAUGUAUUUCUUAAGAGCACCGCCGACCAAAGAAGAGAAAAAGUCGUUAAUAAUUGGAGAAAAGUCAUCCGUGCGUUACGUCACCUACCAGAAUGAAGAGGAGGACCAAUAAAACUCUAAUUUUCAACGUUAGCUUAUUGUACUGCACAUUUAUCUGCAGUCUUUUUUUUAAUGUUUCUAACACGUGCUAAACCAUUUACUGUUUUAUUUUGUUAAUGCUAUUUAUACUUUCUUGUUUUAUCUAGGACAUAUAAAUUGUAACUAAGAAACACAAAGAGAAUUUUUAGUUUCUUUUCUCUUUGUCUUAUUUUAUUUUACUAUAUAUAUUUUUUCUCUUUAUUGUCUUAUUGUAUCAUUUAUCAUAAUUUGUUGUUCCUUAAUAUAUUACUAAAAUAUAUUCAUAUUUGUUUUAAUAAAUGAUAUAGGAAGUUAUAAACAUCGACAAUAAACGCAACUGUUGACAUGCACUUGAUAAAUAUUUGACAAACUAAUAAUGUGUAAAAUGUAAAAUCGUUUGUAACCAAGUAACAUUUUCCUAACAGAUUGUCGACUUACAUGUUGUCGGUUUAAAAAGAAAACAAAAAGAUCUUACAAAAUAGAUUCAGUGAAAUUGCACAACACCAUACACUCGAUAUAACAAUAUCAAGAGUAAAUAGUCUAUAAAAGAGAAACGAGGACAGAUAUAUCUUGCUAAAUAUAUACAUAUAUUUAAACUUGCUAUAUAUAGAGUUUAAAGAAUCGCGAAAAUAUUCUCUGGAGAAGACUAGCAACAACAGAACAUAUAAAUAUGUUGUGAAAUUAUAUCUCUGUGUAUUCUCUGCAUCAUCGGUACUCAUCGUGAUACAAAAAGAUGAGUAUGCAAAAAGCGCAUUGUGUAUCGUAACUCAAUAGGCGAAUUAUAGUAGCGACUAAAGCCUGAAGUAAUUAAAUUGUGAGAAAGCCAAAAAAAAAAAAAAAUAAAGAAAAAUUUACUUAUAUCUUAGAACGAUAGAGAAAUAUAUUUGUUAGUGUUUUAAGAUAUUGAUAAGAAAAAGCAAGAAUAGAGAGACGCGAUGCAAAAGUUACUCUUAAAUAUAAAUCCACAAGGCUUACAGUUAGAGAUUUAAAACGCAUAUUCUAAGGCUUAUCGCAGAAAAAACCAAAUGCAUGGAAAAAGUAUUGAGAGCACGACUUUAUGAGCAAUGUUAUAAGUUGGAUGUUAAUAAGUAAAUAAAAAAAACAAAAUUGAAAUGAGACGUUAUAUCGAGCAGACGGGAUACGUAUGACGAUUGGGAUCGCGUGGUCGGUAAAUCGUACGGGAAAAAAAUUGUCCAGGACUUUGAGGUGACAAAUUGGCGCAAAAUUCAGCUUCGAAUAAGAAGAACUGCCCGAUGUGGUUUCCUUGAAUGGCUGCAGGGAAACCGGCGUGAUAAAGACGGUCGGGUGUUUUAAAGAGUUCUUCGUACGGAAUUGCGGUCACAUGAUUUGAAAACUAAAUUUAUUCUCGUCGCAAACGAACGACGCGACCGUUCACGCGAGAUGUCCUGGCGCGUGCGACUUACGGAGGAAAAACUCACGUCGAUCCCGUCGUCGUCGCGGAUUGAGAAGAACGAGCGGACGUACCGCAAAACUCUUGUUGCGAAUCCCGACGUUUCUCGACAAAUUCUUCGUGAUUACCUUUUGUUCUCCGCCGUUUACGAAACGCAUGCCGGCAAGAGUGUGUGGAGAAAAUCACGGGAUAUGCAGCAACGAAGAAUGAAAAUAUUAUCUAAAUGCAUAUUAAAAAUGCGGAAAGAAGGAAAAAGUAAGAGAGAAAGAGUGGGUAGAAUAUAAAAUAUAAUAAUAGAAUAGAGACGGGUUGCGUGCGCGUGGAGCGUUCGCGGGAUCUGCGAGUCAUACGAUAAACUCUAUGAGGAUUCGCGGCGGGAAACUCUAGUAGCGUCGAUUUAUUUGAUUCCCGAACGGAGAAAUCGGCCGGCCGAACAGACCCUCUUCUCGAAAAAUAGAAAACGUUCGUAGAAGCAAUAUAGAAAGUAGUGUAGCAACACACACGCGGUAAUGCGUGUGUGUGUGUGUGUGUGUAAUAUCAAAUAAGCGCAUAUGUGCAAAAUCUAUUACGUAUCGCUCUCUAUGUGGUGUAUCUUCGUGUAAAUGUUAUCAUACUUGGGAAAAAAAAAAUUGUCGUGUAUUUAUUAAUUAUCUAUCGAUAUAUAUCUCUCUAAUCGUGUAUUUUGACGUGAGCAGAAUAAUCUUGCUGAGAUCCUAAGCUACUCGAAGAUUUUCGCCUGUAAAGGCAAAUAAGACAUCAGACAUAUGAAAAGAAAUGUGUAGUUGCGCGUCCGCAGAUUAUCUAGAAUCAUUUUACCAUCUCGCUCUCUGAUUGUCAGCGUAUAAUAAUAUUAAAAAAAAAAAAAACCGUUAAGCCGCGUUAUACAAGUAAUAAGAGCGUAUAUAUUUACUGGUAGAAAUCUAAAGUUAUAGUUAAAAAAAAAAAAAAAAACACACACAGUCUACAUUAACGUCGUAUGUCGUUCGAAGUAUUGUUGGUGUCAAAUCUAUUGUUCGCGUAUACAAUUAAAAAAAAUAAAAAAAUAAAAAAAUAAAAAAAAAACAACAGCAGAGGGGGGUCUGUGAAAGCUUCGGAGGGAACGGUAAACAAGGAUAAGGAUCCGACGGUAUCAGAACCUACAGCUUUUCACUGCGGAUUCCGUUACACAAGGUGCGUAAAUAUUUACGUGCCUACUCCCGGUACGAAGCGCGAGUCAAUUCGACUCGCGGAUCCGUUUGUCGGAACGCUCGCCCAGUCGAAACUACAUACAUAUAUAUAUUUAAAGAUGUAUAUGAGAUCCAUAUGCAUACGUAGAAAAGAGAGGAAAGAAAAAAACAUUAUUAACGGAAGUUGUGAGCGAAGAAAAGAAGGAAAAAAUAAAUAUACAUGCGAGCCGAAAUUGUGACGAUUUUUCGAGCCGUGCGCGCAUGAAUUUUUUAAAAUUAGUAUUUUGUUCUUUACAGAGAGUUUAGUGUCACAUUUUAUAUAAAUUAUUACGUAAUACGUAGAGAAGUUUGUUUUACAUAGAUAUGACUAACACGGUUUGUUGUUACCGAUCGUUGUCUCGAAAUGAUAUUUGUAAAACGAAAAUGAUAUUACGAUGGUGUCGCGAAUAUUAAGUAAGUAUAUCGCAUAGACUGUAUUCGCACAGAGUAUUUUACCGAUCUGUCGUUCCUCUAUAUAUCUGUAAAUAUAUAGCGAAAGUAAUUUAAACACGAUGUUGAACAUUUAUCGCCGCUGAGAUACCUUGAAACGAAAUGUUACAUCGCCAUACCCGAUUCCGCCGUAUAGUUUCAGUGUAUUUUUGUAUUUACUUUGAAUUUUGUUCUCCCGCUUAAAUAUGUAUACAUGUAUAUAUAUGUACGUGUGUAUGUGUGCUCGCGUGGUGCGCGAAGAACAGUAUAGUUGAUUUUAACUUAACGAAAUUGAAAACAAUUGUUUCAUUUGCAUACAACGUAAACCAGUAACUUGCAAUGAGUGCACUAUUGCGAAAAGAGCAAAAUUGACGUUGAAACGAUAUUCGAGUAAUAUAUCGAAAAAAACCGUUCAAUCUCUAUGGUAUUCUGUCGUUUGUUUUUUUCCAUAGAUAUAUGUUCGUUAAUCUUUUGCGUUGGAAUUGUGGAUACAUGUUUUUCCGCAUUUUAUGUGUGAUUCGACAAAUUAGUAAUUUAAUCCACAACGAUAACGUGUAUCUGCUACAAUACAGAGAUUAUAUAGCAUAUCAAAUCUUUAUAUAUACAUACAAACGUUCUACCGGAAUAAAUUAGAACUAAUAUCUGUGGUGUAGAGUAACUCUAAGAAUAAAUGUUGUAGACGAGAGGAAAGAGAUAUUAAGUUACAAAACUAUAUAUCGAGCACGAAUAAUACGUAACAACGGAUCCCUGAUUCCAACGGAAGAAAUUAAUUAUGUAACACACACACGUAACAACGAAGUACUCUUUCCGAUAGCGCGAUUUCUCCGUGAUAAAAAAAAAAAAAAAAAAAAAAAAGAUUGUUUCGGAGAAGAUACGCGACAUCGCGCGCGAUUAUUUGUGUAAGCUCUAAAUAAAUAUUAUUCCAGUCUGUGUAUCGAUUCGAUAUCGGCGGCGGCCGAGGCUUUUUACUGUAACGAAUUGCAGAUGCAAUCAACGUGACUGUUUAUUAAUCGAAGUGAGCAAAUUGUGAGAGAAAAAUCUGUAGAAACGUGUCGUCAUUAUAAGCGACACGUGUUCCCGGCAAAUUGAAAAUAACGUAAACGAUACCAGUUUUGCGCGCGCGCGCACACACAGUUUUAAUCGAAAGAGAAAGCGCGAAUUGUAAGUAACCGAAAUCGAGAAAUUAGUCAUGAUGAUCGUCAACGCUCGUGUGCAAAACCAAAGAUCGUGUAAAACGACUGACAAAUGAAAAAAAAAAAAAAAAAGAACAUUGCGAUAGGAUUUUAUUCCAAAAUUUUUGCCAAAUAUUUUCUCAGAAUCAAAAAACUAGAAAAAAACUCACUCUUUCUGUGUUUGUUUAUUCUUGUUCUUUAAUUUCUCACGAUGUGCACGUUAAAAUUAUUUAAUUAACGGAAUAAAAUUCUUUCUAAAGUUCUUUCGAAACCUUUUUGCACAAGAAAUAACACACAUAACAAAUGCGUAUUAUCGGAUCAACAAAAGCUGCAAGUAUCGUCGUGCGUUAUUCGAUUGCCGCAGUACACACACAAUGGUGCUUUCGCGUUGUGAGCGUUGUGUUAAAUAGGAAGAGAGAGAGAGAGAGAGAAAGAGAGAUAGAAAAAAAAAAAGAUGCGAAUCAGCUCAGUAUUUGUUGGCGGCUGCUAUUGUGAACAGACAAUAAGCAAAUGAAACAGUGCAAAACCUUCCCUCGCAUUUUCACAUUACGGUCGUCGUCUCUCGUUACCGCGAGUAACAAUAAUAACGAUCGAAUAAAAUACGAUUCAUUGUUGAAUACAAUAAAAUUAAAAUUUUUCCAUCGCAAUUUUGAAAUCCCCCGAUUACAUUGAAGAACAAACGCAAAAUAUAUAUAUAUUUCUUCGUUCGGAAGGUAUUGGACAACGCUUGUCUAUGUAUUCGUCACAUGUUUACACGCUUUACAGUUUCGGCAGCAGCCGAACUCGCGUUUUAUCUCGCGUAAAAAAUUGCAGUUCGUAUAAGAUAACCUAUUUAAAAAAUCUUGUAUUGUUAUUAUCGUAGAUAUCUAACAAGCUGGUGUAUGGGUCCGACUUGCCUGUGUAAUAAUCAAGAUGAAAAAAAAAAAAAAAAAAAAG
Molecule: messenger RNA, 7025 nt
Organism: Pseudomyrmex gracilis
Lineage: Eukaryota; Metazoa; Arthropoda; Insecta; Hymenoptera; Formicidae
Gene: Vmat
Product: synaptic vesicular amine transporter
Exons: 12
Coding region: 323-1867 (514 amino acids)
Biological process (GO): aminergic neurotransmitter loading into synaptic vesicle; transmembrane transport
Cellular component (GO): synaptic vesicle membrane; terminal bouton
Molecular function (GO): serotonin:sodium:chloride symporter activity
Source: RefSeq, a predicted model, not a curated record